Molecule: messenger RNA, 3805 nt
Organism: Ostrea edulis (European flat oyster)
Lineage: Eukaryota; Metazoa; Mollusca; Bivalvia; Ostreida; Ostreidae
Product: multiple epidermal growth factor-like domains protein 10
Exons: 10
Coding region: 161-1270 (369 amino acids)
Source: RefSeq, a predicted model, not a curated record
CGUUGACGCAAAGUAUUAGCAUAAAUUCAUACAUUGAACUUUGCAGUAAUGGGUAUGUCUAUAAGUGAACUGUCAACCAUAUCAUGAAGUCUGUAAAGUUAUCUAAAUAAACAUUUAAUAUUCAAACUUCCUGGUUGUCGUCUACAACGAUAAACACGACAUGCAUACACCUGUCUUUCUCAUACAUGUAGCAGUGGGAUUGAUUUCGUCAUAUGGAUACCAAAUCAUAUCUCGGAAAAAGGAGACCGAGCAGGCUAGUGAAAAAUCCGACUGCCAAGGAGUUGAAAUAUGUCACUUAUUCCAAUCCAGUAAUGCUGUAGAUGCAGAUAUUAACACGUGUACAAGGACAAAAGAAAUAGGGUUUACUUCUCCAGAUAAAUGGACAUGGUGGUAUGUUGACCUUGAGAAUAUACUCAGCAUCUACAGCAUCAGAAUACAGUUCAAAGACUAUGGAGAACGAUAUGUAAUGAGACAAACGGGACGUUUUGCUGGUUUCUCACUCUAUAUUUCAAAUACAACUAUAAAAGAGGAUGGGUAUCUAUGUUACAAGAACGGACCAGAGUUACCGACCUUGGAUUUCAGUACAACUUGUGUCAAACAUGGACGUUACGUUAUAUUUUACAAUGAAAGACUUGACGGAACAACUUAUCCUACCGGAUAUCAAAUAACUACAGUUUACACUGAAUUAUGUGAAGUAACUGUAACAGGUUGUAAAGAAUCCGGUGUGUAUGGAUAUAACUGUGAUGUACCUUGUCUAAACAACUGUCAGGAAUUGAGAUGUGACAUUGUCAACGGAACUUGUGUGGGUUGUACUGCAGGAUGGGUAGGAGAGUUUUGUAACAAAUACUGUCCAGCUGGAUAUUACGGUUUACAGUGUAGAUCUACGUGUACUGGACACUGCAGAGACAACCUGUCCUGUAAUCACACCACUGGACAAUGUGACUAUGGCUGUGGUAAAGAAUGGACAGGACUACAUUGCAACACACAGUGUCCUGGUUGUGUGCAUAACUGUAGUGGACAGUGUCUGAGUUACCGCCCCUGUAACAGAACCACUGGAAGAUGUGACGGAGGCUGUAAUCCAGGAUACACCGGAGAACUCUGUGACAAAGUUGGCCGGUACGGACUGAAUUGUUCAGAGAUCUGCAGUUCAAGGUGCCGAUCUGAAAGUAAUCAUUGUAACCAUAGAGACGGACAUUGUGAACAUGGAUGUGACGAUGGAUUCCAAGGAAGUACAUGUGAAGAAAGUUUUGUAAUUGAGCUAGUGGCCUGAUUUGAUGUAGUUUCUUGUUGGAUCACUUCACAGUGUUUAAUUAUAUAACGUAUUUGAAUUGUACUUUUAUGACUGAGACUCAGUGGAAAACAAACCUCAUAGACAAAAUAGAGUGGUUCGGGAAUUAAAAGAGAUUUUGAAAUUGAACCUUCUACAUAUGGUAUAUGGUUUAUUACGUCAACUGACUCGAUAGAGGACAACAUGUACUGGUUUUUUUAACAGUCUGGUUUGACGUCAGCGCUAUCACUCUUCUCUUGAUAAACUUUCAAAAACAAUUUUUAAUGUAUAUGAUUUAUCUCGUAAAAGACUGAUAGAUAAAAAUAAUACAAUGACAAAAAUAUUUCUGUCUAUUGUAGUAAGGUUUUUGAAGUUUUGAAAUAAUGAUUAUAAUUGUUCAUUGGUUGUUUGUUGAGUUUGCAAUGAUGGCUGGUAUGGAGAAAACUGCUCUGCACAGUGUAACGAGAACUGUGCCAACCAGUCAGGUGACCAUAUCACGGGUAGCUGUACAUGCGGAUGUAAACCGGGAUAGCAGACUUCCAACUGCCAAGAAAAGGCACCUAUUGACGAGUAUAGUACCCCGGAUGCAUACAUCGCAGCCUUGUCUAUCUCACUGGUUAUCAUCUUUAGCCUGGCCGUUGUCAUUGUUUUACUAUUGAGGGUAAUCUAUAACAGAAAACAAGAGAAGCGUUCCUUGGACUAUAUAGCUAGUUCCGAAAUAUCACCGCCAUCACAAGUCAGCAAUAACGAUGUACACCAGUAUCAGGAACUCAACAUGCACAAUGAUAGUUCAUACCAGAACCUGUCAUUAAGACAUCAUUCAUAAAAUGUAUUUUAAACAAAACGUAUUCUUCUUGUUUUCAUGAUGAUGUUUUAUUGAUAUUUUUUCUUUCCUUUUACAUUGUGAUAAGCAUAUAUUGAAGGAUUCAUGCAUGUCAUAGCUACAUUUGUAUUUGUGUAUUUACUACCUACUUUACGAACAAAUAAUAUAAAAAGUGAAAACAACGAACACUGAUCAAUCUCAUAACUCCUGUAAGGAAUACAAGAGUUGGGCAAACAUAGACCACGGGACAUACCAGAGGUGGGAUUAGAACCCUAGGAAGAGUACGCAUUCCCUGUGGACUGGUCAUACCUGCCGUGAACUUUAUAUCUUGAUCAGGUAAAUGGAGUUAUCUGUAGUCAAAAUCAGUGUGCCAAGAACGACCUAACAGUCAGUAUGAAACACGUUAGGCAGGUAUGAAACAUCAAUUGGAAUUCAUGAUUGAACAUAUCUUCGUAGUUUUUGGUGAUCAGGUUUUCCAACAACAAACAUCAAUUCAUCUUUCUUAUAAAUACUGUCGAAAAUUAUGCCAGACAAUGGGCCAAAUAUGAAAAAAGAAAAACUUGAUACCUUGUCAGAAUGGAUAACAAGUGUAAGAGGAAUAUGAAACCCGCAUAUUCGACAUAUCAAAACGAAAGUGCGUACCUUUGUGUAAAGUAAAUCAGAAAUGAUAAAAGAAUUGAAUAAGCUGCAUGAGGAAUAUGUUUUGGUUCCAGCUCACAAAGCUUGUAACAACGCUAUUUUUGUUUGUAAUGCUCAUUAUUACAACUGUAUUCUAAACGAACUUGGUAUUCAUUCCACAUUUGUAAUUGUUCAAAACCACACUUCAGUGUUUUAAUAUACCAAUCAAUGGGACGAAUGAGUUACCGUACCUAUAAUGGAUUCCCAAACUUAGCAAAAUCCUUAGAAAAAUAGAUACAUUGCUGGAUACAGUAAAUACUCUACUAAGUCCCUAUCUUGGGUCCUCAUGAAAAUAUAAACUGCUGUGAAAGAGAAACUCCAAACGGACUGUGCCACGGCAUAUGCCAGAAGUGGUGUAAAUCAAAUGUGGAUUGGAAGUAUUAUUAAAUUUGAAAUUAAAACUUUCCUGAAAUCAACAACAUCAAAACGUGCGACUUUUUCAUACUUUUCACGACCAUUCCACGAGAAAUGAAAUACUACAUUUUUGACAUCAUAGGAGGGUGUUUCAUCAAUAAAAAUACAAAAAGGAAAUAUUCAUAUUUCAUUAUACUUUCAUGUAAAAUACUCGUAUCUGAUUGAUCUUUAAGCAUAUGGAGAAAGGAAAACCCUUAUUGAAUCAUUGUUACCCUCUGCAAAUUGAAAGUACGCGUUCGAGGGAGAUAGUAUCUAGUAACGGUUAACAGCACUUGCUAACGGGUGAUAUAAAAUUAUCACAUACAUCAUAUUUAUGCGUGUAUGGUUCACAGUAGAUUGUUAGACAAUGUUUGUAAAAAUAACGUGAAUACCUGCAUUGAUAUACAAAACAUCACAUGACAGCGAUUGGUAAAAUGUCAACCUUUCACGUAAGUCGUUCGGUUUUGUUGUUUAUUUAACAUUUAGCAUGAUAAAUCAAAUAUUACAUGUAGUUGAGGGUACUUUUAGAAAUUCCACCCCCUUGCAAAAUCAUUAUACACCUCGGCUACUCCUCGGUUGACAUUGGUUUUCUCGGAGUGAAUAUUUUCAACGUUACUCUCAAAUACGUGCACUUUUGAUGUACU